This is a messenger RNA of Cylindrotheca closterium, 864 nucleotides long. The record is from the annotation of a GenBank genome assembly. Lineage: Eukaryota; Bacillariophyta; Bacillariophyceae; Bacillariales; Bacillariaceae.
AUGAGAUCUUCGUUCCUUCCUACUCUAUUUCUUGGAGCCACCACCUGGUGUGCGAUUGCGCAAUCUGUCGCAGCAAUAGAUUGCUUCAAGGAUGGGCAAGAGCUUCGAAAUGCAGUGAUCCAGUUUACCGGCGACGGUUGUUCGGAUGACAACAAUUGCAACAACGACAUCGUGCAAAAAUAUGGUUGGCCCAUAGGAACCUGGUGUGUUUCUGAAGUCACCAACAUGGAAGCCAUUUUCUAUACAAGAUCAUCCUUCGAUGAUGACAUAUCAAAGUGGAAUGUCUCAGCUGUUAAUGACAUGAGUUGGAUGUUCCAUGGUGCAGAAUUGUUCAACCGAGACUUGUCAUCUUGGGAUGUUUCUUCGGUCACAACUAUGUUUUCUAUGUUCGAAGAUGCAGCCACAUUCAACCAGGACUUGUCAUCUUGGGAUGUUUCCUCUGUCACGAACAUGCGAGACAUGUUCCGUGAUGCAUUAUUGUUCAAUCAGGAUUUGUCGUCGUGGGAUGUUUCUUCUGUGAAGGACAUGGGGUGGAUGUUCGCGAAUACAAAUUCAUUCAAUCGCGACUUGUCUUCGUGGGAUGUUUCUUCUCUCACUGACACGUCAGACAUGUUCGCGGGUGCUAAGGCAUUUAACCAAGACUUGUGCUCGUGGGGAACGAAGUUGCCCAAGAAUGAAAAUAUUGCUGCGGAGAUGUUUCCUGGCUCCGGAUGCACAUAUACUACGACCGAUUUUGAAGCCGGUGGACCAUUCUGUGCAUCAACUUGCGGCGUAUCUGGUGCCAGCAGUGUGUCGACCGUUUCGGGUUGCGUUGCAACUCUACUGUCCGUAUUCUUGGUAAACUUGUUUCUGCUGGCUCACUAA